AUGCUCAAACUCAUCUGUGCCCUGAUCUGCUUUUGGUCGUGCACUAUGGUUGCACUUGCUGCUCCGAUUACCACUGGCCAGAUAGUACUCAAGGAUACCCAGCGUAAAACAUCUCCGUGCGAUGGUGAUCCAGAUGAGGCCCUCAAGGAGUAUGCGCGCAAAGAACAGGCAGAAGACAAUGCAUUUGGACUAUCGUUUGAUUUGGAGGCAUUCUUACAGGAGAUUGAAGAGGAAGAAGAACAAGAGGCCAAAGAUGAUACUGUAUUUCUUGAACUCGAAGAUACCUGGCCAUUUGAAGAAGAGGCUCAACGGACUGAGCUAGAGGCAGCUCUCCUGGCUUUACUCUGGCCAGAACAAGAAGAGGAUCCCCUGGACUUUUGCUCGGAUACAUAA
Messenger RNA from Phycomyces blakesleeanus NRRL 1555(-), 393 nucleotides. RefSeq lists its product as hypothetical. Lineage: Eukaryota; Fungi; Mucoromycota; Mucoromycetes; Mucorales; Phycomycetaceae. The record is from RefSeq and is a predicted model, not a curated record. The transcript has a single exon. The coding region runs from base 1 to 393 and encodes 130 amino acids.